AUGCAUCUUUACCCUCCCUCUGGAAGAGGAGGUGCGAUGUACCGAAAACUCGUUCAAGCCUACCCCCAAAGAGAACGGUCCCUUGACGCUAUCUAUGCCAAUGUCCUCGACUACAAGUCAGCCGCCAGGCUUGCAAGGAACGCAAACCGCGACAAGGCUCUCCACCAGUAUGCCAGUGACAGCAUAUCAAACCAUCCAGAAUGUCACUCGUAUCUACAAGAGUCGGUGAAUCGCAUCAAGAACGGAGACACUCUUUCUGAGGACCAAUAUGCCUCAUUCAAACAACAGAUCAAGACUUACCCUGCUGUUAUCCGCGAAGAACUCAAGCCUGAACUUGUCAUUUUUGAUGAAGCAGCUACCAUGGAUGAAGCGUCGCUAUUCAUCCUCAUCGCCAAUACGUGCCCAACCCACUAUAUAAAGUGCGAUGGUCCUCAUCUGGAUCGCAUCCGUCGGCCAGCACGUUUGAGCGUUAGGUCUUUUACGUUUCCAACGGCCAAAUCUUCUGAUGCCUUGAGGAAGUCCCAAGAAGAGAAGCCUUCGGACGAUGAGCUUUUGGCCUCAAGCUAG
Messenger RNA from Fusarium poae, 567 nucleotides. RefSeq lists its product as uncharacterized. Bases 1 to 567 code for a protein of 188 amino acids. Lineage: Eukaryota; Fungi; Ascomycota; Sordariomycetes; Hypocreales; Nectriaceae. The transcript is spliced from 3 exons. The record is from RefSeq and is a predicted model, not a curated record.